UUUUUUUUUUUUUUUUUGAAGAAGAGGAGCUCAGCAUAAGGGCACAGAACACGGAUAAGAGCAAGAAUUGCUUGUGGGAGCGUCAAAAGAAAUAUUUGUCUUUUAUAUGUCGCGUUAAGUAGGAGACAACAGGUAUUCAUCCAGUGACACUGUGAACCAAAAAAAGUAUGUCAGCCAGAGGAGGAAAAAAGAAGACCACCAAGCUGUCACGCUCAGCACGGGCUGGCGUUAUCUUUCCUGUAGGGAGGAUGAUGAGGUACUUACGCACAGGGACUCAUAAGUACCGCAUCGGUAUGGGAGCUCCUGUCUACAUGGCAGCUGUCAUUGAGUACCUGGCAGCUGAAAUUUUAGAACUAGCUGGUAAUGCGGCCAGAGACAACAAGAAAGGACGAAUUACUCCACGGCACAUCAAGCUAGCAGUGGCUAAUGAUGAAGAGCUUAACCAGCUACUCAGAGGGGUUACCAUAUCAAACGGUGGCGUCCUGCCUCGUAUCCACCCUGAGCUUCUCUCCAAGAAGAGAGGAGGGCGAGUGAAGGUGGACUCACAGAUGACAGCACCAGAAAAAACAGAUAAAGAAGUGAAGAGCAGCAAGAGGUCCUCCAAAAAGAGCAGAGGAAAACCAGGCCGUAAACCAAGGAAGAGUGCAGAGAACGACAAAGACGGAACCAACAGCACAAUGGAGGAUGGACCAGGAGAAGGAUUUACUGUUCUCGCAGCAAAGAGUUUGUUCCUUGGACAAAAGCUAUCUCUUGCAGAAAGUGACAUCGGCAAAAUUGGAACCAUUAAAGUUGAGGGAAUUAUUAAUCCCACAAAUGCAGAGAUUGAUUUGAAGGACGGAAUUGGUAAUGCACUGGAGAAAGCUGGAGGAAAAGAUUUCCUGGAAGCCGUAAAAGAAUUGCGGAAAACACAAGGCCCCUUGGAGGUUGCGUCAGUUGCAGUUAGCCAGGCCAGUGGGAUGGCAGCACGUUUCAUCAUCCACUGCAACGUCCCUCAGUGGGGCUCUGACAAGUGUGAAGAUCAGCUGGAGAAGACAGUGAAGAACUGCCUGUCUGCUGCGGAGGAGAAGAAGCUCAAAUCUGUAGCCUUCCCUUCUCUACCAACUGGAAGAAAUGGAUUCCCAAAGCAAACUGCAGCCCAGCUGAUACUGAAGGCCAUUUCAAACCAUUUUGUUUCAGCAACCACGUCCUCUCUGAAGAACAUUUACUUUGUGAUGUUUGACAGUGAGAGCAUUGGAAUUUAUCUGCAGGAAAUGACCAAGAUGGAUGUCAAGUGAUGAUUGCACAAUGGCUUUUUUGUUGGUAGUUUGCAUAGCUCGGAUGCUAGUCUGUUUUAUCUGGUGAGUUCUGUGUAGGCCAUUUUUUUUAUGGAAAACUGAACUGACGGAUGUUAGCAUCCAGGCUAACAGCAGAAUUUCGGCUCGUUUUCCAGCUGACGUGCUGUUUGACUAAAGAUGCUGUAGUUAUUUGGAUAUCAGAACAAAUUUGGAAGGUAUAUAAAAAGGGUAUUUGUGAGUGACGUACUAUAUGCGUUUAUGUUACACUGUUACCUUCAUGACACUCAUUUAGAGUAGGCCAAGAUCAUUUGUUCCAUUUUUGUUCUUAGACUGAGCUUGUUUUAACAUUCCUUGUUGUAUAAAGAUUUUAAUCACUGUUUUUCAGCUAGAGGUCCUGUGUAGUUUCUGAUACAGUUAGUUUAUUAAGGGAAAAAUGUGUUUGUCAUUUUGAUUUGAAAUAAAACAGAUGUUUUACACUGUA
Messenger RNA from Tachysurus vachellii, 1755 nucleotides. RefSeq names its product core histone macro-H2A.2. The transcript has 10 exons. The record is from RefSeq and is a predicted model, not a curated record. The coding region runs from base 168 to 1274 and encodes 368 amino acids. Gene Ontology annotation, biological process: nucleosome assembly. Gene Ontology annotation, cellular component: nucleosome. Gene Ontology annotation, molecular function: DNA binding; protein heterodimerization activity; structural constituent of chromatin. NCBI's taxonomy places the organism in Eukaryota, Metazoa, Chordata, Actinopteri, Siluriformes, Bagridae.